AUGGACUCAAAGACGAAGAACCUUGGCCCCGAAGUCGAUCCAACCCCAUCAGCUCUGCCAGACAACACCGUCCCCCUCAAAGGCCACUAUGUCACUCUAGAGGACUUCAAGUCCGACGCAGAAUACACCAGUCUCUGGCAGAACCUCCGACCGGACAAGAAUCCCCAGCUCUUCGACUUCCUACCUCUGACGAGCCAUGAGACCGAAGAAGAUUUGCGUCGAUCCGUGCAGGGCUGGCGAGAUCGCAACUUCAUUUUGUACGCCAUCAAGGCGGAUCCGGGCUACGUGAAUCCACCGAAGAAGGGAGAAACGGCUCCUUCGUCGAGGGAGCACAGUGAGGUGCUGGGGCUUAUCGCCUACCUCGAUGUUCAUCCUAACUUCCGUGCGCUCGAGGUUGGAGGUGUGCUUUUCGGUUCAGGAUUACAGCGUUCGGCUGCCGCGACGGAAGUGCACUACCUCAUGCUUCGCAACGUCUUCGAACAACAGUCGCCCGGCCUGGGUGGACACUCGCUUCCCUACCGCCGUGUGUGCUGGAAGUGCAACCAUCUGAACAGCAAGUCUCGACGGGCGGCGGAGCGGUUGGGAUAUAAAUUUGAGGGGCUCUUCAGGAACCAUAUGAUCGUGAAGGGCCGGUCGAGGGAUUCGGAUUGGUUGAGUAUCUUGGACGACGAGUGGCCGGUUGUGAAGAAGGCGCUUGAGCUGUGGCUGGAGAAGAGCAAUUUCGAUGAUUUGGGGCGGCAGAUCAAAGGCCUCGAUGAGAUUAGGGCGUCUUUGGGAUAG
Zasmidium cellare ATCC 36951 is the source of this 780-nucleotide messenger RNA. RefSeq lists its product as uncharacterized. Gene Ontology annotation, molecular function: protein-N-terminal-alanine acetyltransferase activity; protein N-terminal-serine acetyltransferase activity. Lineage: Eukaryota; Fungi; Ascomycota; Dothideomycetes; Mycosphaerellales; Mycosphaerellaceae. Bases 1 to 780 code for a protein of 259 amino acids. The record is from RefSeq and is a predicted model, not a curated record. The transcript is spliced from 2 exons.